AUGGGAAUCUUUGACGGACUUCCCAUUUCCCGAGAGAAAUCGUAUUUAAAGGAAGAACUUUCUAAAAUAGAUGAAAAUUGGGCUGCUGCGCGUUUUGAUUCUUUACCUCAUGUUGUCCAUAUUUUGACAUCGAAAGAUCGUGAAGGAGACGUGCAGAUCUUAAAGGAGCAGAGUGAUAUUAUUGAGGAAGUUGUUGAUGAAGUAGUUCAUGCCUAUCAUGGUGGCUUCAACAAAGCAAUUCAAAAUUAUUCUCAGAUUUUGCGGUUAUUUAGUGAAUCUGCUCAAGAUAUUGGGGUCUUAAAGGUUGAUUUAGCAGAUGCAAAAAAACUUCUUGGAGCACGUAAUAAGCAGUUACAUCAAUUAUGGUAUCGAUCUGUUACUUUACGGCAUAUCAUAUCUUUGCUAGAUCAAAUUGAAGGCAUAGCCAAGGUUCCAGGUCGUAUUGAAAAACUCAUUGCUGAAAAGCAGUUUUAUGCUGCAGUGCAGUUGCAUCUUCAAUCAAGUUUGAUGCUUGAGAGAGAGGGCCUCCAAACGGUUGGUGCUCUUCAAGAUGUCCGGUCUGAAUUGACAAAAUUGCGAGGAGUACUUUUCUAUAAGGUUUUGGAGGAUCUGCACUCCCAUCUCUACAACAAGGGUGAAUAUAGCUCAGUGGUUUCGAGUAUAAAUGAAAUUGAUGAUGCAAUGCCAACUACCACAGCUAUUGCAUUUUCUAUGAACAAUCCACAGCCUCUCUCUCGAAGAACCAGGUUGCUGAAAGGAGAUAGUCAGCUUGGAACAUAUGGUGCUGGUGAUAGAUUUUACAGGCCUAGUUCUGUUGAUGGAGGCUCUUCAUUUGAUGGCCAUGACGAGAAUGGUGGCAUGGAUGGGCUAGACGAUGCUACAUCUGAUGGAUAUACUAUGCGGGUCAAUGGCCGUGAUACUGUUUCAAGGGAUGGAAAAAUUGUUUCUCUUCAAAUUCCCAUAUGGCUUUCAGAUUCUACUCCUGAUGAAUUUGUUGAAGCAAUGAGAAAGAGUGAUGCUCCACUGCAUGUCAAGUAUUUGCAAACCAUGGUUGAGUGCCUCUGCAUGCUUGGAAAAGUUGCUGCCGCUGGUGCCAUAAUAUCCCAAAGACUGCGGCCUACAAUUCGUCAGAUAAUUACUACCAAGAUCAAAGCUCAGGCAGAUCACGUUAACUGUUCAAGGACUGGCAUCGGCCAAGCUGCCUCGAAUAUGGUUACAGGUCUCCACUAUCUAAAAGGGCGGUUGGAGAGCCACCAAUUACCUAAACAGAAGCGUCAGAAUGGGUUAACAUUAGCUGGAACUUUAUUAGCAGUCAGCCCUGUCUCCCCAGUAAUGUCUCCUGCCGGAACAGCACAAACUGCAGCAAAGGAACUCCUUGAUUCAAUUCUGGACAUUGUUGUUCGGAUAUUCGAGAACCAUAUUAUUGUUGGAGAACUUCUUGAAUUGAAGUCUUCGCUACAAGUUGACUUGAACACACCAAAAGUAGUGGCAGCGGAUAUUAACUGGAAUCCUGAUUCUGAUGCAUCUCGUGAUACUGGAGGCUACACCCUUGGCUUUUCCUUAACUGUGUUGCAGAGUGAGUGCCAGCAACUCAUAUGCGAGAUCUUACGAGCGACUCCUGAAGCUGCAUCUGCAGAUGCUGCUGUACAAACUGCUAGGCUUGCAAGCAAAGCCCCCUCGAAGGAUAAGAGGUCAGAAGAUGGUCUUACCUUUGCAUUUCGCUUCACAGAUGCUACUAUACCGAUUCCUAAUCAGGGGGCUGACCUUAUUCGCCAAGGAUGGAGUAGAAGGGGACCAAAUGUACUCCAAGAAGGUUAUGGGACUGCAGCAGUGUUACCUGAGCAAGGCAUAUAUUUAGCUGCAUCUGUGUACAGGCCAGUUGUUCAGUUUACAGAUAAAGUUGCGUCAAUGCUUCCUGAAAAGUUUUCUCAACUUGGGAAUGAUGGAUUGCUAACAUUUGUGGAGAACUUUGUGAAGGAUCACUUCUUACCUACAAUGUUUGUAGAUUAUCGGAAAGGCGUACAACAAGCUAUAUCAAGCCCUGCUGCAUUUCGUCCACGAGCACAUGCAGCUGCUUCUUAUACUCCAUCAAUUGAGAAGGGAAGGCCAGUUUUACAAGGACUAUUGGCAAUAGAUUUGUUAUCAAAAGAGGUACUUGGAUGGGCUCAAGCAAUGCCUAAAUUUGCUGAGUCAAUAGAAAGGCUUGGGUAUUCAUCCAUGAAAGAUCGUGAUCAGCUAGAAGAGAAGCGGAGCCAUCAUUCUAGAACAAGUAGUGCACCUACCAAGGAUCUUGCAUCAUUUGCUGAAGAGUACAGAAAAUUGUCAAUUGAUUGCCUAAAGGUCCUACGUGUAGAGAUGCAACUGGAGACUGUUUUCCAUAUGCAGGAAAUGACGAGUAGGGAAUAUUUAGACGACCAAGAUGCGGAAGAGCCUGAUGAUUUUGUUAUUUCAUUAACUUCCCAGAUAACCCGUCGAGAUGAGGAAAUGACACCUUUUGUUGCGGGAGAGAAACGGAAUUACAUAUUCGGGGGAAUAUGCAGUAUUGCAGCAAAUGCAUUUAUGAAGGCUUUGGUUGAUAUAAAAUCUAUCAAUCUUUUUGGGGUUCAGCAGAUAUGCCGUAAUUCAAUUGCACUGGAACAGGCUUUAGCUGCUAUCUCUUCGAUUGAUAAUGAAGCUAUACAGUUGAGAUUAGAUCGCGUCCGUACUUAUUAUGAAUUGUUAAACAUGCCCUUUGAGGCAUUGCUCGCAUUCAUUGCAGAGCACGACCACCUGUUCACAUCUGCAGAGUACACAAAUCUUCUAAAGGUCCAGGUUCCCGGGAGAGAAAUUCCAUCUGAUUCAGAGGACCGCGUGGCUGAGGUUCUGCCCCGCUAA
Messenger RNA from Fraxinus pennsylvanica, 2874 nucleotides. The record is from the annotation of a GenBank genome assembly. Lineage: Eukaryota; Viridiplantae; Streptophyta; Magnoliopsida; Lamiales; Oleaceae.